UGUCAUGUGCGUUUGCUGCUCACUCACUCACUCUCUCUCUCUCAUGUGUACAUUUGAUUUUUGGUUAAUGCAGUUUCAGUUUCGUGUAUUUUGUAUUGUAUAUUUUUUUAUAUCGGACGCGACGGAUGGCGAUUGUUUUCUUGUGUGUGGAAAAAAUUUUUCCGAUUGAAAAGGAAUGAAGAAAAAAGAAACCACUAAACUAGUGCAAAUUUGAAUGAUGAUGAUUGUCUAAUAAAGUUCGAAAGGAAGCUUUUGUUAAAGAAAAUCUACUCGAAAUCUUUUAAAAAAGGAAUGGAAAAUUAUUAAUGAAAAAUAAAAAAAGAAAUGUUCAGAUGCCAAAGGAAGAAAUAAGGAAAUUGUGUUUUUGUGUUCUUUGUGAGUGAUUUUUAAGGGAGUGGAAAAUUGCAUUUCUUUAAGUGAAACAAGAAGAAGAAGAAAAAAAUCCAAUCCAUUGCGAGCGAUAGUAUGAAAUCCAAAUGUUUGCCGAGUGUGUGUAUGUGAGUGUUUUUAGGCGUUUUGUAUGAAAGAAAUCCAAGCAUUGGCAGCAGCGGCAGAGACGACAACAUCGUCGGAAAAGGUGGAAAAUACAAAAAGCAAAAACAACACAAAAGUCCACAUAAAGCAAAGCAAAAGUGUGUGGGGUGUUUUUAGCUGCUCUGCCUGCCUGUCUGUCUGUCAGCCAGGCUGCCGCUUCAACAAACCAUUGAACGAAGCGUAGAAGGAGCAGCAAGGAAUUAAAUAGCCAGCCAAACCUUAAAAAAGUGAUUUAUUGAAAUCGGCGGAUAAACGAGUUUUGAACAAAAUAACAAUUUUUAGUUUUAAAUAAUAAGGCGACAAUUUUAUAUGGAAUACAAAAUUAAAACAACAACAGCAACAACAAAAUGAGUUCGAGUUGUGAAAGGAUAGAAUGGGUGGAAAUCAUCGAACCCCGGACCAAAGAGCAUAUGUAUGCCAAUUUAACCACCGGCGAAUGUGUUUGGGAUCCACCUGAAGAUGUACCAAUUAAGCGCACCGAUUCAUCACAGUGGUGGGAACUAUUCGAUACAAAUACGCAACGCUUCUAUUACUACAAUGCUGCCUCCCAGAAAACGGUCUGGCACCGGCCGAGCAAAUGUGACAUCAUACCGCUGGCCAAACUGCAAACGCUUAAACAGAACACCGAUCCCAGUGAUCGGCGAGAGAUUAGCACACAAACGCAACAACUGCAGCAAAUGCAUCAUCAGCAGCAGCAACAGCAUUCAUCGCAACAUUCAUCACCCUCCAUGCCCAAAGUCCGUUCCGCAUCUCAACGUGGCUCCAGCAGCAGUAGUCAUCAUUUAACGCCCAACAGCAAUACCAAUACCACAGGCAGUACGGGGAGCAAUCGUGAAGUUGGCGUCGGCGGAGGAGGAGGUGGUACGAAUAAACGCAGCAGUGCCGGUUUACCAUUGCAUGCCAGCUCUGAGGAGAAACUUUCCAGCGAUCUACUCUCAAGUCCACGUGGGCGUCAAAGUUUUCGCGUUGGCACGGGUGAUUCAUCACGUUCCAUGGAUAUUCAACACAUUUCGACAUCAUCAAGACGUUCACAAGACUCGUAUAACCAUUUCAAAGAAUCUGGCAAAUCGAGUGAUUCUAGUCUCUCCAGCAUGCAUGGCUAUCGACGAUUCAAUGACGACCAAAUGACCGGCGGUGGUGGCAGUCCAGCAGGUAUGGCUAGUCCAAGCGAAAGUCUACGCAUUGGCUCACUGCAAAAGCAUCGUAGCCGCAAGGAGGGCAGUGGAAGUUUCGAUAUGUUGCAAGAGAGCAUGAGCUCGCAUAAUAUACCCCAUAUCGGUAGCAGUGCUCAACAGCGUCAGCAACAAUACCACCACAGCAGUCGAUCAAAUGAAAUGGGUUCACCAACAAUGCAUAGCAGCAGUUCAUCGGCGGCCGGAGUGACACAAAAUAAAAAGAAAAUCUCACCGGAUGCUCAUCAUUUGCAACAGCAGCAGCAGCAGUAUCCCUCAUCGCCGUUGUCAUUUAAUUCACAGCAACGUGGUGGUGGAGGUGGCAGCAAUACGGGUAGUAUCACCAGCAAAUCAUCCUCAACAAGGGCCAUGGAAUACGGAGGAAGUGAACGUGAACGUGACUACAAGGUGGCUUUGGCCAGAUCGGGCAGCUUCAUGUCCUCAUCCAUUAAUCCCUCAGCUGCUGGCCAUCACAGUAAAUCAUAUCGCCGUUCGGCUGCCGAGGCUAAUGGCACCGCGACCCACAUGGGUGUUUCACCAGUUGUUGCAGGCCCAAGUGCUGGUGGUGGUGGUGGUAAUGCUGGCAAUGGAGGAGCGGCCAGUGAUGAUUCCAUGCAUGAAAAAUAUUUCAAAUCUGUGGAAAAUACGCCACUCUCACGCCGUCGCCACACUACCACCACCAAAAGUUCCAGUGGUGCGGCCAGUGCCAGCAGUGGUCAUGGCACUGGCGGUAGUGCUGGCAGCAAUAUGAAACAUUCUAGUGAUUCAUCGCCCCAAAGUCCCAUUAGUCCUCACAACAACAAGAACAAACCCCUGAAGGUUGGCAGUAAUAUUAUGACAGCAGCACCCAUGCUACAUUCACCCGGUGGCCAUUCAACGUGUUCGGGGCCACCACCAACCACAUCAUCUAGUCAUGCCCACUAUAAACAGGAUUCUUCAUGCAGUUUGGAACUGCUGAAUUUGGAUCGUCUCUCGUUGCGAGAAGGUGGUGGCAGUAGCUCGAACAAGACAACAUCGCCACAUUUGAGCGACAUUACCGGACAUGUUUCCUCGAAUAAUAUGACCUCGAAAAAUUUCCCCUCCUCGGAUAAUAUCGGCAUGAUGACGCACUCUUCGAGGGGCUCGAAUGAUUCGAGGGGUAAACAUAAAACCGCCUCGAAUACCGGUUCAUGGUCGCAGCAUCAGGAUAAUCAUCGUGGUGCUAAUCGUCAUAAUUCCAUGAGUUUGGACAAACACUCAAGACAUUCUAAUGAUUAUUAUCAUCAGGAUAAUAAACGUGAUACCCGUAAAGCCAAAGAAAGACACAAUCACUUGCAUGCGGACAACAGUGAUGUGGAAUAUGAUAAUGGUAACAUUUCACCGUUGUAUAGUAACUGGGAUACGGAAAUGCAGGAACAUUUACUGCCUUUAAAACACUACAUUCUCGAACAGGCCAAACUAUCGGGACGUUAUGUAUUCGGUGAUCCCAUCGAUUCGGAUUCCUAUCAUUCGGACAGUCAAUCGGAACAGUCAUUGUCUGGCCAUGAACCAGACAAUGAAGAUUCCGAUGGUGGUUCGGAUACGCAUGGUGGUUAUUUGGAGCACAAUUAUGGUAUGAUAGAAGACUAUGCUAAUAUGGGCGAUAGUGUAUCAUAUUAUGCUUAUCAAUAUCCUCCAUAUGAUCCAGCAGCUAGAGAGGAAAUCUCCGAUAAUGUUGAGGCCGUAUUGGAAGGUGUGGGUUCCGGUGUUGGUGGUAAUAGUGAACAAAAAUCCAAAUCAAAUCGUUAUCAAUUCUCAUAUUAUGAUACCGCCACCACACAUACACCAUCUACCCUCAAUCAUCAACAACAGCAACAACAACAAUCGCAUCAUCAACAGCAACACUCCUCCUCAUCGCAGUCAACAACAACAGCACAAUCAACACUACCACCACAACAACUCUACUCAAAUGCUCCACCCCUACCACCCGGUCAUCCUUCCUCGUCAGCCUCUCAUCAUCAUUUGCAAUUGGACAGCGGUGAAAAAACGAAACAAUCACAAACAUUGCCCUCACCAAAUCGCCAAAUAUCUCGCAUUGCUCAAAAUUCCCAAGACAGUGGCACUGGCAUUGGUGGCCGUCUGCCAAUGCCACCGCCACAUCAAUAUGGUCGCGAUGACAGCGUCUCGAAUAUAAUGGGCGGCAUGGGAGGCGUUGGUGGUAGUAUGAUGCGUCGUCCCUUGCCACCACCAAAUCUCAAGCCCACAAUACAACAAAUCUUUCCACCAACGGAACGUCCGCCACCGGGAAUUGGCGGCAGCGGUGGCGGCCUAACAACGUUGGCGUGCAUGAAGGAAUGUGAUAUUGAAAAGUUUGCAGCGGAUAAUUUGAAUUUACACUCGAAGGGUAUUUUUCGCAAAAAGUCUUCCGUACGCGAUAUGCUAAGCUGGACAGCUGAGGCAAUUAGCCGGCCCAUGUUGGCUCUGUCCCGUGAUAAAAACGAUAAGAAAAAUGCCAUUGAAAUGUUUAAGCUGGUGCAAAUCUAUAUGGGCGAUCGUAAGGCCAGGGCUGGGAUGAGCCUAAAUUCCGUGGCGAUUGAUAUUAUUUCAAUAGCCCUACCGCAGCAACAGCUAAGAGAUGAAUUGUAUGUACAGUUAUGCCGACAGACCACUGAAAAUCCCAAACGUGAUUCAUUGAUACGCGGCUGGGAACUGAUGGCCGUAUGCCUAUCCUUUGUACCGCCAUCGCCCACAUUCCAGCCAACGUUGUUAAAUUAUGUCAAUCGUCAUAGAGAUCCCACAUUUGCCACCUCCUUCCCGGAGGUGGGUAAAUGGCCCAUUCAUGUUCAAAUCUCACAUUAUGCCACUGUAUGCUGUAGACGCUUAGAUCGCAUUGGUAGCCAUGGUAGAAGGCAAGCUAAAAAGCCAACCGAAGAUGAAGUGGAACAGGCUAGAAAUCAAAUUCUACGCAAUAGUAUGUUCGGAAAUACUCUGGAGGAGGUAAUGCUGUUGCAAAAGGAUAAAUUUCCAUUCCGUAAAUUGCCAUGGAUACAGACCACAUUGUCGGAGCAUGUCCUCCUGCUCAAUGGCAAACAAACGGAAGGCAUAUUCCGUGUAUCAGCCGAUGUGGAUGAAGUCAAUUGUUUGAAGAAUCGUUUAGAUCGGUGGGAAGUUCCUGAUUAUAAAAAUACUAUGGUUGAUGCUCAUGCUCCUGCUAGUCUAUUAAAGCUGUGGUAUCGCGAAUUAUACGAUCCCCUUAUACCCGAUGAACUGUACGAUGAAUGUGUAAAUACCGAAGAUCCAGAUAAAGCCAAAGCUAUAGUUGAUAAAUUGCCAGAACUGAAUAAGUUGGUCCUAACCUAUUUAAUACAUUUUCUGCAACAAUUUUCCCAUCCCGAUGUGGUGAGUGCCACCAAAAUGGAUUCCUCCAAUUUGGCCAUGGUCUUUGCACCCAACUGUUUACGCUGUACAUCCGAUGAUCCGAAGGUGAUAUUGGAGAAUGCCCGCAAGGAGAUGUCAUUUAUGCGCACAUUAAUACAACACAUGGAUACGUCCCAUGUGGCCAAUUUAGUGUAAAUACUGUUAAAAUUUUAUAAAAAAAAAAAAAACUAAUGAAAAAAAGAUUUUUUCAUGAGAAAAACAGGGAAAAUCACAUGAAAAAAUUAUAAACUGAGCUAAAAUUGAAACCAAAGUAUUUAGAAAUGCAACAAAAAAGAAAAAACGAAACAAAAACACACACAAAAGAAACAAUACUCGGAUACAAGCAAAAGAUAGAUAUAUUCUGUACCAAAUGUGUUGUACAUGCAUGUUUAGAAAAAACUAUUUGAGAAAAAAAGAAAGAAAACAACAAUAACAAAAUUUAUGCAGAACAAUUAAAAAAUGAAGAAGAAGAAAUUUUAUUAACACAAAAAACAGACAGCCGUGAAACAUAGAACUCAAAACACUUAUACACAAAAACUAAUUUUACAAUAUCCUCCCCCCAUUUAAACCUAAAUUAAGAAACCUAUUUUGCUAAUCUAAUAUUCCAAAAAAAUCAUUUUUCUUUGCUGCCAACUAAUUUUAAAGAAAUUUGGGACUGAUUUUUUUUGAAAAUGCGGAUGGAAUUUUAUUUAUUUAAUUUUUUUUGCUUUAAAAUGUUUUUUUUUAUAUCUGUUACUUAUUUAAGCUCUAUUUUAUUGUUUGUUUCAACAUUGUUAUUAAGUUCACACAUUUCAAAUUCAAAAAAACAUUUUUAAGUUUUUAAUUUUGUUAUUAAUUGUCCUUUAGUUGCUUUAAGUUAAAAUGGAGCCUCUUUUUUUUAAAAUCAUGUUUUAUAUACAGUGUAUUCUAGAACUAUUUUAUGUGUAAAAUACUGCCACCCUAUUUUUUCAGACACUUCUCAAAUCAGUUUACUAUCUCUCCUAAAUAUGACAUGGACAUUUUUAAAAGCCGAUGAAUCUUUAUUGUUUCAUAAGUAGAUAUUCAAAUCAAAGAAGAAGCUGGGUUUUUAUACCCCCGCGCAUAUGGCUAGAGAGGGUAUAUAUCAUUUGCUACGGCCAAAACGUGCCUCUUCAAAAUAACGAUUUUAGACCGUACGUCUCUUUGGAUCAAAUCCGUUUCAGGACAUUUGGAGUCGAUCUAGCGAUGUCUGUCUGCCCAUCCGUCCGUCUGCCUGGCUGGCUAGUUGGUGCUCAUGAUAACUCUCGAAGGUGGUAUCCGAUUUGGUCCAAACUUGGUACACCGUAAUAUUAUUAGCAAACUUAGAUCGAGUUCGUAGAUGGGCAAUAUCAGUCCACUCCUUCUUGUACCUCCCCCACUAAAGGUAAACAUUUUUCAAAAAAAAAAUUGCUACACAGAAAGAGAAAGGAUAAUCCGAUUUAGCUGCGACUUUGUAAAUCCUAAUAUUUGCAUUAGUGCUAGCUUAGGUGCUAAAAUCGACAAUAUUGUUGCACUCCAUCAAGUACCUCCCCCACAAAGGGUCAAAAUUUUGAAUAAUUAUAACUCUUAUAAAAUGUGAUGUAAGUCUCCGAUCGUCUUCAAAUUACACACAUCGAAAUAUUUUUAUUAACCCAAGAUCUGGUGUUAAGAUGGAAUAUGUCGGUCCACUCCUUCUGGUACCUCCCCCACAGAGGGUCAAAAUUUUGAAUAUCCUUGAAGUUCAUAAAACGCGCAAGUAUCCUCUGAUUCCAUUCAGACUUGGUAAAUCUCAAUAUUUCCAUCAACACUAGAUCUGUUAUAAAGAUGGUAAAGAUCGGACCAUUUCUUCUGGUACCUCCCCCACAAAGGGUCAGAUCAUAAAAUCCAAAAAAGGCAUCGGAUUCUCUUUAUAUUUCACACAUAGUAUUAUUUCUACUAACAAAAAUUAUGCUGUGAAAAUGGGAUAUAUUGGUCCAAUCCAUCUGGUACCUUCCCCACAGAGGGUCAAAAUUUUAAAAAGUCAUGAAGCUCAUAAACCGCGAAGUUAAGAUCCGAUUGUAUUCAGACUUGCUACAUCUCAAUAUUUCCAUCAGCACAAGUUCCGUUAUAAAGAUUGUAGAGAUCGUCCCAUUCCUUCUGGUACCUCCCCCACAAAGGGUCGAAGUUUUGAAUAUCCAUGAUCCGCAAAUGUGACCUCUGAUUCCAUUCAGACUUGGUACAACUCAAUAUUUCAAUCAGCACAAGAUCUGUUAUGAAGAUGGUUGAGAUCGGACCAUUUCUUCUGAUACCUCACCCACAAAAGGGUCAAAUUUUAGAAUAACCAAAGCAAUCAUAAAAUCCGAAAUAUGCAUCCGGUUCUCUUUAUAUUUCACACAUCCUAUAUGCUGUGAAGAUGGGACAUAUCGGUCCAUUCCUUCUGGUACCUCUCCCACAGAGGGUCAACAUUUUGAAUAUGCAUGAAGAUCAUUAAACUCAAAAUUAACAUCUGUUUCCAUUCAGACAUGGUUCAUCUCCAUAUUUGCCCAAAUUAGAAUUUUUUCGCAGUUGACUUUUUUUCUGUCCAAGGACCUGGAUAAAUUUCCCAUAUUACCACUAUUUUGGAUCAUGCAAUCAAAUAAAGCACAAAAAUACUUCUAUCAAAUUUAGUUCAAUUCGCUUAGGCUGUGCGAGGAAUAUCCCGACAUAUUUUCCAAAUUCCAUUGGAAACAUAGGGCCUCAAUGACAGUGGCUCACGAAAAACAAAACUUGGGCAGAUUCAAUGUGAAGCUCUAAUCAUGAUGUUACAUGUUCUCUUACUUUCGUUAUUAGUCGUUAUUUACAAAAUUUCUUCCGUAUAUCCUCCAAAUUCCAUCCGCAAAAAUUUCCCCUUCUCCUAUAAAAUUUCAUUUAAAAAGCAAUUUUUUUUAAAUAUUUUUUCAAACAACAAAACGCAUGCAAGCAAACUUUAUUAAAUAAUUUUCAAAUACUACUUUUAAUGCUUAAAUUAUUGCUAUAUACAUGCAUAUAUAUAUAAAUAUACUAUAUAAAAAAUUAACGUUUUUUUUUUGUUUUUAAACUACUAUAUACAUAUAUACUUUUUUGUAAUUAUUGCUUAUAUCGUAAUAUUAUUUAAAUACUUGAUUUUUAUCUAUAUAUAAAUAUAUUUAUGCUUAAAACUAAUACUAUUAAUAAUAAAAAAGUAAAAAAGAAAUUAUUAAUAAAAAUAUUAAUAAUAUGUUACAAUAAAUUAUAUACAAUUUAUAAAUAUACAAACAGAACAACAAGGAACAAUUAUUAUUCGAAAAACAAAACAAAUACUUAUUAAAAUUAAAUUUCGAAAUGAAAACCAACAAUUUUUGUAGUGCUAUUAUUAUUUGGUAUUAUUACUUAUAUAACAAAAGUCUAGUUCUAUAUAAAUAAAUAAAUUAAUUAAUAAAUAGAAAAACAAAAAAACCAACAAACUCCCUCGAAAGAAAGCAAGGAAAGAAAGGCAAAAACCAAAUCCAAAACUAAAAAAAGGAAUAAAACUGUACCACAAAAAGUGCUUGAUAUUAAAAUCUCAAAAUGAAAAAAAAACAACA
Messenger RNA from Musca domestica (house fly), 8617 nucleotides. RefSeq lists its product as uncharacterized. The coding region runs from base 882 to 5237 and encodes 1451 amino acids. Lineage: Eukaryota; Metazoa; Arthropoda; Insecta; Diptera; Muscidae. Gene Ontology annotation, molecular function: GTPase activator activity; protein binding. Gene Ontology annotation, cellular component: cytoskeleton; cytoplasm. The record is from RefSeq and is a predicted model, not a curated record. The transcript is spliced from 17 exons. Gene Ontology annotation, biological process: signal transduction.